AUGCAGGAGAUGGAAUUUAUAAUGAAACAGAAAAAGGAAGAUGUAUUGUGCAUGUCAGCUGAAUUCUUCAAGUUGAGAAUGAGGUCAAAUACAAUAGGUCAUCAAGGGCAGGUGAAGAGGAAAAUGGGAUUGACAAAGUGUGAAUAUGAGAACAGAAUUGACUGCACCACUGCCUUUGCUGUAUCCAGUUCAAUUCAACCAUUUAUUUCUUUACAUAAAAGUGAACUGAAUUGGUUCUACAGUAGUAUUUGUCAUGCUGCUUCUGUUAUUUUGAAGUAUUUGAACGACCAGAAUCGGCCAUACAGUGCACAAGAUGUUUUUGGGAAUCUCCAGCGAGAAUACGGCUUUGGGAAAACAACUGCAGUGAAAGCUCUUGAGCAGCUAAAUCAAGAUGGUAAAAUAAAAGAAAAGGUUUAUGGGAAACAGAAAAUCUACUUUGCUGAUCAGAGUCAGUUUACAGCUGUUAGCGAAGCUGAUCUGAAGACCCUAGACAUUGAGAUCAGUGAGCUGAGUGAGAAGUUCCAGAAUGUUCAACAGAGCUGUCGGCAGUUGGAAGCAGAACUUAAAGAGCUAAAUAGUUCGAUGACAACCGAAGAAGUGUCUUUGGAAAUUGCAGCAUUAAACCAGGAAUGUGCAUCACAUCAAGAGAGACUGCAAAAAAUCAAAUCUGCAAGCAAUCACGUUGCCCCAGAGGAUAAAGAAAAGGUUUAUGAUGAACGGAAGCUCUAUGUGAAAGAAUGGAAGAGAAGGAAGAGAAUGGUUGGUGAUUUGACUGAUGCAGUUCUGGAAGGGUACCCCAAGAGCAGAAAGCAAUUUUAUGAGGAAAUUGGAAUAGAAACAGAUGAAGAUCACAUGGUCACUAUGCCAGACGUAUGAAGAAUAAAGUUGUACAAAAAAUGGCAGUACAACCAAAGUUUCAUGUAAAUACAAAAGCUACUCCAGGAUGCUUUCUGCCCAAUUUGUUGCAUCAAGGAAUUCAUGAGUCUUCUGCUUGGCUACUGAAUGUAGAAUUUCCUAUGAAAUCUGUUCUUUUUCAAGUGUUGCUCCAUCCAAUCACAUUGAGAUGAUAAUGCUAUAUUUUUGAUUUCAACAGGAACAUAACGAGAUCUUGCUCACCCACACUCAGAAUUUCAUUUGUUUGCAGCUGUUUGGAGAGUUCCUUUAUGGAGUGCAGUUCAUUUUUAUUUUGGUCAAGUCAACAUGGCCCUGCUACAAUGAACAGCGUCUGGUUUGUAGAACUUUGCUGUGCACUACUGUCUGAAAUUCAUAUUUAUAGCAUUCCAAAAGAAUUGCUCUGAAUCUGAACUGAGCAAUUUGUUUGCUUGGAUAUUGAACUGGAGCUUGGCUCAUUAGUUUUCAAAAAUAAAGUUUGGUUAAUCAUUUGACUCAAACCAGAUAACUGGUGGCAGGUAAUAAAAACACUGGUCUACUCUGUGUCAACAUUAUCUUUUCUUAGACUUUUACUGUUAGGUUUUCUGUUUAUUGAAAAGAUUUUGUCAUGUAGCUGAUUCAGAUUUCUGUGUUGUUGAACUUAUUAACACACGUUACAGCAUUGUAUAUGUUGUUUUUCAGAAUAAAAUAUUGUAAAAUUUA
Molecule: messenger RNA, 1593 nt
Organism: Rhincodon typus (whale shark)
Lineage: Eukaryota; Metazoa; Chordata; Chondrichthyes; Orectolobiformes; Rhincodontidae
Gene: psmc3ip
Product: PSMC3 interacting protein
Exons: 9
Coding region: 1-876 (291 amino acids)
Biological process (GO): homologous chromosome pairing at meiosis; meiotic strand invasion involved in reciprocal meiotic recombination; meiotic joint molecule formation
Cellular component (GO): DNA recombinase auxiliary factor complex; condensed nuclear chromosome
Molecular function (GO): recombinase activator activity; double-stranded DNA binding
Source: RefSeq, a predicted model, not a curated record